Molecule: messenger RNA, 2142 nt
Organism: Tetrahymena thermophila SB210
Lineage: Eukaryota; Ciliophora; Oligohymenophorea; Hymenostomatida; Tetrahymenidae
Product: AMP-binding enzyme family protein
Exons: 3
Source: RefSeq, a predicted model, not a curated record
AUGAUAUACUCAAAAUUAGAUUUAUUCUCAUCAUAGUUCUCAUUCAAUGUAGGCAAUUAAUUAAAAAAGGGUACUCUUUUUGGAACCAUACUAACAGUUUUUGUUAUUUUAGGAAUUUUUAUUUAUUUUCUUUCCAUUAUGUAUGAUUAUGCAAAUAAUUACAUUGAGCCAAGUUUUAGAUCCCAAACAUUUAUACACGAUACAUAAAUUGAUCUUACAUUAAAUAAAGAUUUGGUUGCUUUCAGGUAUGAAUAUGACACAAACCUUAGCAUAGACUUAAUCUAAAAAGAUUAGAAUAAAACUUAUGUCGUUUAUAUGGCUUAAUUUUACCUUUUUAAUAGAAGUGAACAAGUAGUCAUUUAGUUAGAUGUUAUUGAUUGCACUAAUCCUAUUCUAAUAGGAUUUAAAUGUUUAAAUUUCUCUAAAAUUUUAAAUCACACUCUCUCCUUAGAUACAAAAAAUAGUUUAAUCUCUUAAAUUAAUAUAAACACCUAUGGGUGCUAUGAUUAAGAUGAUGUUAAGACCUAUAUCCCUGAAAAUUGUGCUAGUUAAAAAGAAAUUGACAGAAUAAUAAAUGGUUAAAAUGCUGUUUUGAGACUAUAGUUGUUAACUUCGUAGUAUAAUACAUCAUCCUAAGAAGUAUAAAACAGUUAUAGAAAUGCAUAUGUGUUCACGUUAGCUAACUAGUAAAUACUAUCCAGAAUAAAGAUUUAAAAAUAAGUUACUUCUGUUAAAAAAGGACUUUUAAUUUAAGAGCAAACUUCGUUUUCUUCACCUAUUUCUUAUACUUAGUAAGAUUAAACUUUAGAUAGGAAUUAUACAAGUAAAUAUGUUGGUGUAGAGCCAUACAGUAAAAUGUUGAUAUAUCUAGAUGAAGUAGUGUAGCAAACAGAAAUUUAAUAUCCUUCGCUUCCUUAAGUAUUUUCUUAGGUCAAUAGUACACUAACACUUUUGAUGAUGGUUGGUGUGGUUGGCAGAGCUAUAUCAUUAAAAUCAAUACGAAAAGACUUUCUCUUACUAUUUUUAAAUAAUAUUUAUCAAGACACCCUUUUUCAAGUUUUAAAACAAGAUUGUUUGAAUUAGUAAUUAGAUUAAUAACAAAAUAGCAAUUAGUAACAAUUAAAAAAGUAAAUAUCUCAAGAGGAUAAAACAAAUUAAAUAUUAAAUAAAGAAGAGGAAAUAGAAAUAGAUGAUGUUAAAGAGAGUGAUGUAAUUACCCCAUCAUAAUUAAUUCCUUCCUUCUAUAAUAAGUUUAAAUAACAAUUAGAUGGUAAACUUUCAACUUUCUCAAUAUAGAAUGGUCAAACCAGCUAAUUAUAAGACACUUUAAAUUUUAGCGUUGCAAUCAAUGAAUAAUAAAAUAUUGUGGAAAAUACAUAAAAUAAGUUUAAAUAUUUAGAUAAUUUGAGCUUUAGCUUUAAAGAGUCAUAAAUAUUAAAUUAGAAACCUUUAAACUAAAUAAGCCAAAAACCAUUCUUUUAGCUAAAAAAAUAAACUUUGAAAAAGAGUAAAACCAAAGAAAGUAUUUUUAAUUAAAAGACUUCAAGUACAUAAGAAAAUAAUGCUGUUAAAAAGAAAAGCUAUUAAUAUGAAUUAAAAUAAAAACAAGAAAAAGCCAAUGAAGAGAUAUCUGAAAAAAAGAAUUCAAAUAGUUACAAGCAGAGAAUAUCUGAAAUGUAGAAGAUGGGGUAUUCUGAUAAAGUCAAAAAUCUCAUAUUUGGAUAUAAAAUUUGUAAACGAAGGUAAGAAAAAGUGAAUUAUUUAAAUACUUAAAGGCAGAUCUAAGCAAUUUAAAAAUAACUUUUGGGUGAAUUAAAUAUUUUAAACUUCUUUUCAGACUUUAUGUUCUUGAAGAAAGCUAUCAUGCUUAUACUUACUUAAGAUUAGUUAGCAGCUUUGAAAUGUAUCGGACUUUCAUCUAAUAUUUUAGAUUUAGACUAAAAAAAUAUAGAGAAUAGCUUUGAUUAAUAUGAAAAUAGUUUAAGUCACUAUGAAAAGUAAAAUUUAAUAUUAAAAUCUGAGAAAUUAUAGUAGAAAUUUAUAGAUAAUUUUAUGAACAGGUGCUCUGGUAGUAGCAAUAAACUUAAUGAUCUUGAUAUUUAAAUUUUAUCACAAUUAAAAUAGAGUUAUAUAAAUAAAUGA